GAAAUCAUCUUGGAGACUCUGCUGGGCUAUGUUGCCUGGUCUCUCUGCCACGGCCUGGGACCAAUGAUCUAUUACUUUCCUCUGCAAACACUGGAACUGACUGGGUUUGAAGUUCUCGGCUUGGCAUAUCUUUCCCCAAUACUCUUGACAAUUACUCCUUUCUGGAAACUGGUGAACAAGACGUGGAUGCUAGCCCUGCUGCGGAUCAUUACCAUUGGUAAGGCAGCAGUUGCCUUGUUCCAGGCUCCAAAUGCUCAACUUCGGCUUGUGGUCCUUGCACUCGGGGUGUCUUCCUUGCUGAUAGUGCAGUCAGUGACAUGGUGGACUGGAAGUAGUUUGCAGCGGUAUCUUCAGAUUAUGGGCUUCAUUUUAGGUCAAAUUCUUCUUAUAGUUCUCCGCAUCUGGUACACUUCCUUAAACCCAAUCUGGAAUUAUGAGACAUCCAACAGAGUGUUACUGAGCUUAAGUGCCAUCAUCACACUUGAUCGCCUCUACACAGAUGCUGAGUACUGUCAGCCUGAGAAUAAGAAAUCAGGCGAGACAACCAGACAAGCAGCCACUGGAUCUAAUUGUGUAUUGGCAGGAGCUGCUUUUGGCAAUCUUUUGUUCCUCACCCACUGGAUUUUUGGAGACGUGUCUCUUAUUUCCAGGUGGGCAGUGAGUGGGCAUCCUCAUCCAGGACCGGAUCCUAACCCAUUUGGUGGCAUGAUUCUGCUCGCUUUGGCAAGUGGACUGAUGCUUUCUACUUGUUCCUGGUUUCCAGUUACCAGUUUCAUUUGGUGGGUUACAGGAGCUGCUUCGGCCGCUGGCCUCCUUUACCUGUCCACAUGGGCAGCAGCGCUUUCAGGAGCCGUGCUGGCCAUCUUCACAGGCUCCGUGUGGCCACAGGUGCUGGGACAACUUCUGAGCUCGGGCCCCAACCCUGGAAGAGCCAUGACUAUUGCCAUGGCCUUCUACCUGCUGGAGUUGUUUUUCUGCGCAUGGUGCACAGCUUUUAAAUUUGUCCCAGGAGGCGUUUAUGCUCGAGAAAGAUCUGAUGUGCUUUUGGGAACUAUAAUGCUAUUUAUUGGACUGAAUAUGCUAUUUGGUCCCAAGAAAAGUUUUGUCUUUUCUCUUCAGACAAAAAAUAGUCCAAAAGUGCUUUUCAGAAAGAGUGAAAAAAUCAUGAAACUUUUUUUGUGGCUGCUUGUUGGAGUAGGGUUAUUGGGAUUAGGACUACGGCAUAAAAGCUAUGUGACAAGGCUGGGCAAAGGGGUCCCAGCCACCAAGGAGUUCUCUGCUGCCAUCUGGCCUUUCCGGUUUGGCUAUGACAAUGAAGGCUGGUCCAGUCUUGAAAGAUCUGCUCAGAUGCUCAAUGAAACAGGUGCAGAUUUCAUAACAAUUUUGGAGAGCGAUGCAUCUAAACCCUUCAUUGGAAACAAUGAUCUAACCAUGUGGUUAGGGGAAAAGUUGGGUUUCUAUACUGACUUUGGGCCAAGCACCAGGGACCACACCUGGGGGAUCAUGGUUUUAUCCCGCUACCCAAUAGUGAAAUCGGAGCAUCACCUUCUCCCGUCGCCAGAGGGCGAGAUUGCACCGGCCAUCGCGCUGACGGUCAAUGUCUCGGACAGGCUGCUGGACCUGGUGGUGACACACUUUGGAAAUCACGAAGAUGACCUCGACAGGAAACUUCAGGCAAUUGCUGUUUCAAAACUACUGAGAAAUAGUUCUGAUCAAGUGAUAUUUCUGGGCUAUAUCACAUCAGCACCUGGUUCUAGAGAUUAUCUACAGCUCAUUAAACAUGGCAAUGUGAAGGAUAUUGACAGCACAGACCAAGAUCGAUGGUGUGAAUACAUUAUGUAUCGAGGCCUUAUCAGAUUGGGUUAUGCUCGAAUUUCUCAUGCUACGCUAAGUGACUCUGAAAUUCAGAUGGCCAGAUUUAGAAUCCCAGAUGACCCCCUUAAUUACAGAGACAACCAGAAUGUGGCCACAGACCACAGGAAAGUUCCUAAGGAAAUUCACUUCAACCCCAGAUUUGGAUCCUAUAAAGAAGGCACAAUUAUGAGAAUAAUCAUUCAUUGUCACAGACUUCUCAGAGAACAGCUAGCUGGUCUUCUGCAAGGAUCUGAGGGAAUGAGAUACUGGACAGGGAACCGCUCCAAGGGAGUUCAAAACGAACCCAAGACUCAAGACGCUUCGCUGCAGGCGGGAGAGAACCCACGGCACCCCACGAUAGCCUGGACACCCCACUCUGUUCUCCGGGGGGACCAGUCGGCGUGCUUUGUCUCAGAGACCGAUUACGGUUUCCCGGUUGGUUUUGCAUUUCCACCAAUCCCGUCCGCCGCGGGGCGGGGCCCCGGGGGUCAAAGUUCAGCACUCAUUCCUCAACCUCGCUCCUCCACGCGCUUUCGGACUCCCCUGGGGAUGAGUGACAGCAGCCUGGACCAAUCGGCGAGCAGAGCCCGGGGAGGCGUGGCCUCAAGGGGCGGGGAGAAGCCUCCGAGGGACCAAUAG
Molecule: messenger RNA, 2493 nt
Organism: Suncus etruscus (white-toothed pygmy shrew)
Lineage: Eukaryota; Metazoa; Chordata; Mammalia; Eulipotyphla; Soricidae
Gene: CWH43
Product: cell wall biogenesis 43 C-terminal homolog
Biological process (GO): GPI anchor biosynthetic process
Cellular component (GO): endoplasmic reticulum
Source: RefSeq, a predicted model, not a curated record